This is a messenger RNA of Phytophthora nicotianae INRA-310, 1332 nucleotides long. Its product is annotated as guanine deaminase. NCBI's taxonomy places the organism in Eukaryota, Oomycota, Peronosporomycetes, Peronosporales, Peronosporaceae. The coding region runs from base 1 to 1332 and encodes 443 amino acids. Gene Ontology annotation, cellular component: cytosol. The transcript has a single exon. Gene Ontology annotation, biological process: guanine catabolic process. Gene Ontology annotation, molecular function: guanine deaminase activity; zinc ion binding. The record is from RefSeq and is a predicted model, not a curated record.
AUGCCAAGCUACGUGCGUGGGUGCGUGGUGCACGCGCCUUCUCGUGGCUGCAUCGAGCUUUUCGAGGACGCCUUCCUGUCCAUUAACCCUGCAACAGGGCGCAUCACCGCCUUCCACGCUCAGAUCGAGCCCGCCGAUUUGGAUCUGCUAUCGAAAACUCACUCCUCCGACGUCCUGCUUCUCGCCAAAGGUCAAUUCCUGAUGCCCGGAUUCGUGGACACUCAUGUCCACGCACCACAGUUUCAAUUCAUGGGGACAGCCACCGACGUCCCGUUGAUGCAGUGGUUGGACAAAUACACGUUUCCAGUGGAACAGAGUUUCGAGGAUCCAAAAGUGGCUUUGAAAUGGUAUUCGGCUCUGCUGGACUCGAUGUUAGGCCAGGGUAUCACCACAGCUCAAUACUUUGCCACAAUUCACGUCGAAGCCACAAAGAUCUUGGCGGAUCUGGUGGAACGUCGGGGCCAAAGGGGGUUAGUGGGGCUAGUAUCUAUGGAUCGGAACGCUCCAGAUACGUAUGUGUCGUCAAGUGUGGUCAAGUGUUUGGCAGACGCGGAAGAGUUUAUUCAGUACGUACUAAGUAAGAACAGCGAACUGGUAAAGCCGGUCGUCACCCCAAGGUUUGUCCCCACGUGCUCAUUGCAGCUAAUGAAGGGGCUGGGUGCACUGGCCAAGAAGUACGACGUGCAUGUGCAAUCGCACAUUGCUGAGUCGAAAGAUGAAGAAGCUUUUGUGGAGACACUACAUCCCGGACAGAGAGAUACCGAGCUGUUUGAACAAGCAGGAUUGCUGACACAGAAGAGCUGUAUGGCUCAUGGAGUGCAUCUGAAGGAGGACGAACUGGAGAUACUGCAUCGCACUGAAACGGCGAUCGCAUGUUGUCCGCUGUCCAAUUUCUUCUUUGCCAAUGGAUUUCUUGAUGUGAGAAAGGUGCUGGAUAAGCAAGUGGACGUCGGAUUGGGCACAGAUAUCGCGGGCGGAUACUCGCCGAGUAUGUUGCGUGCGAUUCAGACGUGCGUGCUGUCGAUAAAGGCGCUGGAGAUUCAAGAAGGAACGUUCGAUGCCAUAAUGCAGCCGUUUGACUUCAAGGACGCCUUCUGGCUAGCGACAAUGGGCGGCGCAAAGGCGCUGAAACUCGAGAAGGAUACAGGAAGUUUUGCUGUGGGGAAGAGCUUUGAUGCCAUUUUCGUAGAUGUCAACCGUGGACGCAACCUGAUAUUCUCCGACCGUGACACUCCCAUCGAUGUCUUUCAGAAGGUCAUUCACAAUGCUGACAACCGAAAUUUCGCAAAGGUCUUCGUGAAAGGCAAAGUCGUGUGCGAAAAUGCUGCGUAG